GUUGUCACGUGACAUCAAGAAAGGGUCAACUUUUAAAACAUGUCGGAAUAGCAGGUGGGAAAAUGAGGAUAGAGUUGAUUUUCUUACCGUUAUUAGCGGUGAUCUUUCAAUUUACGACGGCAGAAAGAUCGCGUGAAAUAUAUGAAUAUGAUGAAUGUCGUGCUGCUUAUCAGGAACCAUUAGGUGUCUCAUCAGGAAGAAUUCCAGACUCAGCAUUCUGGUCUACAGAUUCUAACAAAAAACGUCCACCUCAUGCUGCCAGGCUUGGUGAUUCUUCAGGUGCAUGGACAGCAGGUACCCAGAAUUCACAGCAAUUUCUCGGUGUUGACCUUGGUGAUCGUUACAUAGUUACAAGUGUAGCUACUCAAGGUCGCCGUGGAAGUGACGAAUAUGUCACCGAAUAUUUCCUGGAAUUUUCUGAUGAUAAGAACACCUGGAGAAUUUAUACAAAUGAAUACGGUAUUCCAGAGAUGUUUACUGGUAAUGAUAAUGGAUUCCAAGAGCGUAAGAAUACGCUGCGUUACCCAAUAACAGCAAGAUACGUGCGAUUUAAUCCACAGAGAUGGAAUAUGUUUAUAUCCUUGAGAGUUGAAAUCUACGGUUGUCUCUUCAAACCGUACGUAGCAUCAUUUGGCGGAAGUGGUUUCCUCAAGUAUGAUAUAAGUCAACAAGCCGUCCAAUCAGAAAGUGAUAAAUUAGAAUUACGAUUUAAAACAAAUAGAGCCGAUGGGGUUUUAUUUUACGCUAGCGGUAACCAAGGUGAUUUUAUCAUGUUGGAGAUGAGGAGAGGAUUUUUAUACUUUAAACAAGAUUUAGGUUCUACACAACUCAGCCGAGGUAGAACUGUUGUUGUUGGUGGCAGUUUAUUGGAUGACCACAACUGGCAUGACGUCGUUAUCCGACGACAGAAACAUGAGUUGACAGUCGUUGUGGAUCGUCUGGUUAAUGAAGUCCGAACAGAAGGAUUGUUUUAUAGAUUGGAUCUCGAUAAAUUUAUUUAUAUUGGUGGUGUUCCAUACUUUACCCUGGAUGGUAUUGAAGUCAAGUAUAAUUUCAUUGGUUGUAUAGAAAAUGUAGAUUUUAACGGAGGUAAAUUAUUGGUUGAUGCUCAUCUGGGUGAAUCACCGAUGAUAACUCGUGAAGGAACAGUUGGAUUUAAUUGUGGUAUUAGUUCAGAUAUUCCUAUUUCUUUCCCAAGUUCGGAAUCUCAGUUGAUUGUUCCUGGAUCAUCGACGGAGCCGAUUCGUGUGGCGUUUGAGUUCCGAACCCACGAUACAAAUGGUUUAUUGGUUUAUCAUCCGUGCAAUGCAGUUGGUAGUUAUGUCUCGGUUCAGCUGGAUGAAAACGGUUUCAUUUCCUAUAAAAUCGUUUCCACCUCAUUUCAAGUUAUUGAGGACGUCGUGAGAAACACUGAUGUUUUAAGUACCACAAGAAGUUUUACAGACGGUCUUUGGCAUUCUUUCUCCCUCCACAUUGAUCGAACAAAAGUCAAUUGUACAGUAGACAGGAACGUCAAGGUAUCAAAUAGAGUCCUCGACAUCCAGUCAGGAAACACUUACUACAUAGGUGCGUACAAGUUAAACACAGGAUUCCUGGGAUGUAUCAGAAAUUUAGAAGUUUCCGCUCGUAAAGUAGAAAUAGAGGAACUGAGCUCCGAUGCGAUUGUAAAAGCUACGAUCGGUACAUGUGGCAUCCGAGACAGAUGUACUCCUAACCCCUGUGAACAUGGCGGAUUUUGUUUCCAGGAUUGGAAUAAUUUCUACUGUCGCUGUGACGGUACCGGAUACAAGGGAGCUAUGUGUCAUAUAUCUGCUUAUCCUGUGUCAUGUGCCAUGUUUAAACUGUAUUCUAACAUCGAAGGAAUGGAAGAAGCGAUUAUAGACCCCGAUGGUUCCGGUCCACUCAAACCUUUCCCAGUAAAAUGUGAAACAGCGGAUGGUAAAACAAUAACGUACAUUUCUCACGACAGUCAGAAUCUGAUCACUGUAAAUGGCUACCAGGAACCGGGCUCGUAUAUUCGUAUGCUUAAUUACGUGACAGAUCUACCAGAAUUAACGGAUGUUAUUGAGCGUGCCCAGUCGUGUCAACAAUAUAUUGAGUAUAUCUGUAACAAUUCACGAUUAUUGUUACCUUUAACGGCCAACAGUAAUAAUCAAGAUAAUACUAUAAAUAUUAACACACCUGUUAUCAGUAAUCUACCUCGAUCAUACGGAUGGUGGGUAGGACGAACGUAUCAACCUAUGUAUUAUUGGGGAGGAGCGGCCCCGGGUUCCGGUAAAUGUUUGUGUGGUCUACAGGAGAAGGGUUGCGAGUCUGGAAGUACGACGUGUAACUGUGAUGCUGGUCUGGAGACGGAGAAAUCGGACAAAGGUUAUCUGGUGCAUAAAGAUUAUCUUCCCGUGAUAGAACUACAUUUCGGUGAUACAGGGUCCGUGACAGAUCGGAAGGUCGCUCACCAUCGCGUCGGAGAGUUAGAAUGUACUGGAGAUGAUUUAUUCGAUAAUGUGGUGACAUUCCGUAAAGCUGAUGCAACGAUCGAGUUUGCAACAUUUGAAGCGGAUAAUGCCGGAGAUAUUUGGUUCCAGUUCCGAACCACAACUUCAGAUGGAAUAAUGAUUCACAAUACUGGACCCGUCGAUUUUAUAGAAGUCAGACUUUUCCAAAUGGACACGAUACAGUUCCGUUAUAACGUGGGAAAUGGCGUGGUCGUAUUAUCGUACAAAUCUCCCGGACCUCUCAACGACGAUACAUGGCACACAGUUCAUGUGGAACAUAAUCGUAAACAAGCUUGGAUGAGAAUUGACGACCAGCCGGAAAAAAUUACAAAUGAAGAUUCUGAUUUGAUUCGAAUGUUGGAUUUGACCUCUCGACUUGUCGUAGGAUCCAGUGUUGGUAAUACUGAUGGUUACGUUGGUUGUAUCAGAGGAUUACGUGUCAAUGGUAGAUUGUUAGAUUUGAAGGGAAUGGUUGAACGAGGGGAGGUAACUUAUGGUGUGUCGGUUGGUUGUGUUGGUAAAUGUAUGAGUAAUCCAUGUUUUAACGGAGGAACGUGUCAAGAAGGGUAUUCGGGCUAUGAAUGUGAUUGUUCAUAUACACCAUUUAGAGGCUGGAUGUGUGGUCGAGAGGUGGGUAUAAAUCUUCAGACCAGUUUCCAGGUGAAAUAUGAAUUUGAUGACAUCCAGGGUCUGUCGGCUUCCGACUUCCAGUUUGCUCGAGUUGGUUUCUCUACGAAGUUGAAACAAGGGAUCUUACUACAGCUUCGUAAUGAAGAGAAUACCGAAUAUAUCUCUGUAGAGGUCAAUAAUAACGGUGGUGUACGUGUGGCUAUUGAUGUAGGAUUUCAGAGAGAAGAAGUAAACACACCUAAUCAGGGUAUAGAUUAUUGUAACGGACAGCAACAUGAAGUUAUCGUCAGACGCAGCAAUAAGGGAAAGAAAAUAACUGUACAGGUAGAUAAUUAUGCACCAGGUGUGAAGACUUUUGAUAUCUCAGAUUCUAGUGAUACCAUUUUAGAUAAUCCUAAAUAUCUCUUUAUUGGCAAUAAUGAUACAACGGAAACAUCAAGAGGAUUUGAAGGUUGUAUAUUCCGUGUUCAGGUGGAUAAUAUCUUUCCAUUAAAACGAGCCUUCCAAGAUCCACGGCCAGAUUUUAUAAGACUAUUUCCACCAGGUAAAGUAAAGGAAGAUAUGUGUGGUUUUGAAGAAGUUACUCAGCCUGGGGAUCCAUUUGAAUCUCGUCCUAAAGGUGGAGAUUAUAUCAACGUAACGUAUCCCUACGUACCACAGGAAGGCAUGACAACGGAGGAACGAGCAAUUCUAGGAGCUAUAUUGGCCUUCGUGUUUAUAUUAGCGAUAGUCUUCAUUGUUUUCUUGUGUCGUAGAAGAGAUAAGGGUGAUUACGACACGCAGGAAGCCAAGUUCGCGGACGUAGCCGAUAAUCAGGAUACAGCCGUCAUGUAUAAUGAAACCGGCGUCGGUGAAGUUACCAAAAGACAAGAAUGGUUCAUGUAGUCUAUAUUCUCUAGCAAAAUUACGUCUUAGGAAUUAUUUUAAAUAUUUGAUUUUUUUUUUUUUUAAAACCAUGUUAAAUCAUAACUGAUAAUGGAUAAUUCUCUAGCAAAAUUACAUCUUACGAAUAUUUUUAAAUAUUUCCUUUUUUUUUUUUUUAACUGAUAAUGGAUAAUUCUCUAGUAAAAUUACAUCUUACGAAUAUCUUUUUAAAUAUUUGAAAUUUUUUUUUUUUUUUUUUUAAAAGUGCUCAUAAUUUUUCUAGAUAUAAAGCAUAUAUUUAUUCUUUUUUAAAUUUUAAGAAAAACAUAAAUAUACUUAUUCUGUACAAGAGAUGUAUAUUUUAAAUCUAUUUGUUUUUAACAUUAUCAUUAUGUAUAUAUAUCACAAUAUGUAAAUAGAUAGACUAUAAAAUAUAAAGUUGUUCAUCAACACAAUCCUUCCAGUAAUGAUUCCGAUAUUUUUGUUAUCAUGUAAUAUAGAAUUAGGGAGAGAAAUUAUGUUCUGAAUCUCCUGGACUUUCAAAAUCAAAUACAUUCAUUCCACCCCUCAAUAUCGUUCCCAGAGAUAAGAUUACCCUUUCGUUUAUCACUGGUAAAACUGGCCAGCCAUUUUGAAAUCGACAGCAUUUCAUUCUAACUAAUCCUGCCAAUCAGUAGCCACUGGGGGUGUAGCUAAGGAACCAAUUCACACUGAAAUGUGGGCUUUAUUCUAGAGAAAUAACGUUAUUUAAUAUCAAAGGUAACUUAAAAUUUAGGGUUUGAAUGAUCACCAUUUUUAUUUUCAUAAUAAAUGAAGCAUAAAAUCAUUUUAUUAACUUUACACUUUAAAAAGUUAAUUCUUCUUAAUAUAUAUUUUUUAAUAUCAAAUAAUAAUAACAUAGUCAUCAGAAUUUAAUACAACUUUUUUAAAAAUUCUCUUUCUUUAAAAAAAGAGGCUAAUUUUUUUAAAAAGUAUAAAUUUUCUGUAGAAUUUUUUUUUUAAUAAUCGUCUUGUUAUGGUCAUCAGUAAUAAUACAACGUUUCAUCGUUUUGUGCAGUAUAUAUAGAAGAUAAUUAUGAUGUUGAGAUGAAUUAUAAAUUAUCUCUCUCUGUGUAAAUAUUGUCCUAUUUUUGUUACUUGUAUAUAUACAUUCAUUUUAUAUUAUAUUAAACAUUAGCUUGCCAUUUUAUAACCUCAACUAAAAACAAUCCAAAUCAUGAUUACAAUAAUAUUGAAAUUUGUCAACUGGAUAAUUAUUUAGAUUUUAUUUGUUUGAAAUUUAUAAUUUGGAGCCUUGCUAUCAUCAACAGUAACCUAAAACUAACCGAUUUAGAAAUGAAGAGUCCAGGGGAAGAACGAUCUAAGUCACAUUUUUGUGUUUUCGCAUAAAAUGCAAAGCAGACUUUUGGACGAGAAUGCUUGACGCUAACAGAACAACGAGUGGGUUUAAUUACAACUUUAAAAUGAUGUUUAUACGAAUCAUAAUUACCAGUACAACAACUGACUUCCACUUUUCAGCCAAAUUAAGGUCAAGUAAAGGGUACGAUGGACGUAUUUGUCCGUUUUUACCUGAAAUUGAUUGUUCCACAGAAAGCUUAUACAAUUUGCUACUACUGGGGUUCGUUGAAAAAGUGACAUAGAUCGUUCUUCCACGGGGCUCUUCAAAUAUGAUUCUAACUUUGCAUUUGAAAUUUACAAUGAUGCUGUCAUCAACUGUAGCCUGAAUUUGAACAGAAUAUUAUAAAGAUAUGUUGUUACCUGGUAACAGCAUCAUGAUGGUGAAUUUUAAUAUUUUGUGAAGUGUAUCAUGAUCCAACUAUUAAUUCAUAUCAUUUGAUUUUUUUUUAUACAUUCCAAUAUUGUAACUAAAUGAUUUAUAGAUAUUUUAAAACUACCACAAUAAACUUUUUAUAUUAUA
Molecule: messenger RNA, 5907 nt
Organism: Patella vulgata (common limpet)
Lineage: Eukaryota; Metazoa; Mollusca; Gastropoda; Patellidae
Product: neurexin-4
Exons: 25
Coding region: 63-4010 (1315 amino acids)
Source: RefSeq, a predicted model, not a curated record